Molecule: messenger RNA, 1502 nt
Organism: Cuscuta europaea
Lineage: Eukaryota; Viridiplantae; Streptophyta; Magnoliopsida; Solanales; Convolvulaceae
Source: the annotation of a GenBank genome assembly
GUAAAUGAAGAAAAUGGCGAAAAGAAAUGGAAAUUUGUGGAAGUAAAUCUGGUAGACCAUCUAAAAUUCCCCACAUAUCCUAUCGGAAAACCUUUGGAGUACUAUGAUGAGUGCCUGUCAGAGUAUUUGACAAAUAUAGCCCUACAACCAUUCCCACAGAGCAGGCCACUUUGGGAAAUUCACAUAAUUAGGUAUCCUACCAGCAUCGCCGCCGGGAAUUGCAUCUUUAAGUUGCAUCAUUCGCUCGGAGAUGGGUAUUCUUUGAUGGGCGCUCUUCUUUCUUGCCUCCAAAGGGCAGGCAAUUCGAAGCUUCCCCUCACGUUUCCUCACCGGAAAAGGAGCAAAAUGGAAAGAGAAAACUUUAUCAGCGGCAUCAUAAAAACUGUGCCCAGAUUCAUGUAUGGGAUUGCCCACACGGUUUUGGAUUUUUCUUGGAGUGUUCUUAAGAGUUGUUUGGUUGAUGAUGACCGGACGGCGAUUCAUUCACAAGAUGACGGAGUUGAGUUCCGGCCCAUCUCUCUGACUACUAUGUCAUUUUCAUUGCACCUCCUGACGCAAAUUAAAUCCAGUCUUAAUGUGACAAUAAACGACGUGAUGACGGGAAUAGUGACAUAUGGAAUAAGAUUAUACAUGCAAGAAAUAGAUAAAGAGACAUGCAACGGGAGAUGCACUUCGCUAGUAUUGUUUAACACAAGAGAAACCAAAGGCUACACGUCGGUAGAUGAGAUGAUCAAACCAAACGCGGAAAUGCCGUGGGGGAAUAGGUUCACUUUCUUGGCAUUCGGAAUUCCGAAGCUCAUUUUCGGCGGUGAGCCAUCUGAUCCCCUUGGGUUUGUCUUCAGAGCUCACCACAUGGUCAAGAGACAAAAGAGUUCAGCUUUAGUUUAUCUCAAUGGUCAUCUGUUGGAAUUCUUAAGGAAAUUCAGAGGCCCUGAGGUAACAGCAGGAUAUAUACAUGGAAUGUUGAGGAACACAAGCAUUACAAUGUCAAACAUGAUAGGUCCGGUGGAAGAAACAACUGUAAUUAAUCAUCCCGUCAAAGACAUGUAUUUUUUUGUAGCAGGCUCUCCACAGAGUUUAUCAGUAACAAUGGUGAGCUACAUGGGAAAUCUUAGACUCGCCAUUGUCGCUGAGAAAGAUUUCAUAGAUAGGGAGAAGAUAAAGUCAUCCAUUGAGUAUGCUUUUGAUGAAAUCUUCAAACUCAGUGUCAAAACAUGACCAACCUUUUAGCUAUUCAUGUUCUUUAAAGACAAUUCGAUGGACUAGCUAAAACUUAAUAUAUACUAUCUAUUGUGUAUGGUUUGAUGAAAUGCAUAGGUAGUGUAUUACAUUUGUGCUAUAGCUUAUCAUAGCUUGAUAGAUUAAUGUACUUCUUCACUGUAGAGUCAGUAUUCAUGUAUUUUAGAUACUCUGUAGUACUUAGCCAUGCACAUUUGUAUGCAUUUUACAUAUUAAUGUAUUACUCAUUUUUAAUAAGUAUUCAGUGUAUUUAUAAGCACAAA